AUGCCUUCAGGUGGUGCGGCUGCAGACACCAACGAAUCUGAUGGGAGCGCCGGUUCAAUUCCUCUGACAACGGAGACUGUCGAAGAUAAGAAGGACGCUCUUGGUCAGCACACAGAAGAUGCCGUGCCCGUUGAAACUCUUCCUAACGGAGACGUAAAGACACCGAGCGAAGCCGGUGCUGCUGGCAGCAGUAAAGUGGAGGCUGAUGUGAAGGACACCAACGUCCCACUUGGAGGCACAAAUGACGGCAGCACCGCCGCCCAGCACUUUGCGCCCCUUGUGCUUCUUGCGGGCGCAUGUGCUGCUGUGCUGCUGGUGGCCUCGUAG
Trypanosoma grayi is the source of this 327-nucleotide messenger RNA. RefSeq lists its product as hypothetical. The transcript has a single exon. NCBI's taxonomy places the organism in Eukaryota, Euglenozoa, Kinetoplastea, Trypanosomatida, Trypanosomatidae. Bases 1 to 327 code for a protein of 108 amino acids. The record is from RefSeq and is a predicted model, not a curated record.